AUUAAUGUUAAAGCCAGGAGAGAGAAAGCAGCAGGCACUCCAUGGAGAGAAGGUCCUAACGGUCCCAAUUCCUCUGAAACUUCCACCAGAGAAAGGGCCAUCCAUCGAUGUCACACUUCUCCAGGGAGGUCUUGCUCGUGAUUCACUCCUGAGAUCCGUUUCAUAUAGAGUCGCAUCAUGAGGCUUGCCACCGUCAUUGUCCUCUGUUCUUUGUUCCUGGGAGUCAGUGGUGAUGGCUGGUAUUCAUUCUUCAGGGAAGCCGUACAAGGGACUUGGGACUUGUGGAGAGCCUAUCGGGACAACCUAGAAGCUAAUUACCAAAAUGCAGACCAAUACUUCUAUGCUCGUGGGAACUACGAGGCCCAACAGAGGGGCUCUGGGGGCAUCUGGGCUGCUAAAAUAAUCAGCACCAGCAGGAAAUACUUCCAGGGCCUCCUAAACCGAUAUUAUUUUGGAAUCAGGAACCAUGGAUUGGAAACCCUGCAGGCUACCCAGAAAGCCGAGGAAUGGGGCCGCAGUGGCAAAAACCCCAAUCACUUCCGACCCGAGGGCCUUCCUGAGAAGUUCUGAGUCUGCCACUCAGACAGCACUCAGUGGACUAGGCUGUGAGCCACAAGCCUCUCUCUGUGAUAGUCACUCAGCUUGGUGUCCACAAGAAGCACGGAGAAGCUAGAGAUGCCCAGUAAACACUUUGCCAAUUAAAUUUGUCGAUGGAAACAGGGAACUCUCAGAAAUACUUUCUGGGGAGAAAGAGUUGCUAUGGAUCACAGAAAAUAAGCAGAGGAAAAAGGUGUGACCACCAGGUAAUGGCCUCAAACCAUGAAGGUCCCUCACACAACCCCAGCAGAUCUGCUCUAGCCUUUAACCACACCAACGUCUGCUAAGCAGGCUUGAGCUAGCAAAGCAUUGCCCACCAUGCAGGGGCUUCUCUGAAAAGUGGAGUUUGCUCUGAGAUAAGCCCUGGGAACCUGCCCAUCAACUUCUCCCCUGGACACUGGUCAGGUGUCUCCCUACCCCACCAUCUUCUGGUCACAACCGGUCUCUGUUUUAUUGGUACUGGUGUACCUCUGCCUUAUCAAUCAUGCCCUCUUCACUAACUGCAGGCCUUGUCCCCUGCGACCUCUUUCAAGUAGGGAACGCUAUGUCGAGAAUGCCUCAUCUUAGCCUUGGGAACUCUAACUUGGAAACUGCACUGGGGACCAGGGAUAUCGUUUGGUAUAGUGCUUGCUAAGCGUGCAUGCAUAGGUAGAUUCUCAGAACUGCAUAAAUCUGGUGAUGGUAUACAUUUAUAAUCCUAGCACUGGGGAGGCAGACAGAGGCUGACAGACCAGAAGUUCAAGGCCAGCCCUGGCUAUGUAUUGAAUUUGAAUUUGAGGUCAGUUUGGGAUACAUGAGACCCUCUGUCCCCAUAAAGUGUACACACACACACACACACACACACACACACACACACACACACACACACACCACACUCCCACAUACACCAUGACCCCCACACACACCAACACACACACACACCAACACACACACACACACACACACACACACACACACACACACACACACCACACCACACCACACCAGUGCCUAGCUCAGCUCAGGUUCUAACUAGUCUUGGCCAACACUACCUAAGAAGUGGCGAUCGCAUCACUCUUUCUUGGCUUUAUUCUCAUUGUCUUUUGAUCGAAACAAAAGUCUGCUUUCCGCUCUAGAAGGGAAGCAAGACACAACAUCACUGAGCGGGAGUAAAUGAAUUGGUUCCCUCAUAAAGCAAAGGCAUUCUUCUAGAGAAGGCCAGUCUGGUUUGUAGGGACGAGAAGGCACGGAUGAAGACGGAGAUUCUAGUCAUACGGGAGCAACUGCUAUGCCAAAGCCAGGUCCCUAGGCGGAAGACUAACUCCACAGGAGCAGAGAAAGAAACGUGGGGAGGAUGGAUGGAGCCUGUGGGAUGGAGGAUGAGGAACUUGGGAUUCAUCCUGCUCUUGUCACAUGUUGUCACAUGUUGCCACUUUCAGAGUGUGGCAUACUUCACUAUAUUGGCCCAUCUGCCUAUCUGUCUGCAGGGAAAAUAUAUUAAAAAAGCCAAAGGAUAAAGAUGUC
This is a messenger RNA of Mus musculus (house mouse), 2100 nucleotides long. It is a transcript of the gene Saa4, whose product is annotated as serum amyloid A 4. The transcript has 4 exons. The coding region runs from base 178 to 570 and encodes 130 amino acids. The record is from RefSeq and is marked validated. Gene Ontology annotation, cellular component: extracellular region. NCBI's taxonomy places the organism in Eukaryota, Metazoa, Chordata, Mammalia, Rodentia, Muridae.